Lolium rigidum is the source of this 1392-nucleotide messenger RNA. Its product is annotated as sorbitol dehydrogenase-like. The record is from RefSeq and is a predicted model, not a curated record. The coding region runs from base 67 to 1170 and encodes 367 amino acids. The transcript is spliced from 4 exons. Lineage: Eukaryota; Viridiplantae; Streptophyta; Magnoliopsida; Poales; Poaceae. Gene Ontology annotation, molecular function: oxidoreductase activity, acting on the CH-OH group of donors, NAD or NADP as acceptor; zinc ion binding.
ACUCACUGACCUGCUCUGCAUAUACUGUGAGCCUGUGACUGUGAGUGGGAGAGGAAGAAGAGGGAGAUGGGCAAGGGAGGGAAAGGCGAGGCGGCGCCGGCGGCCGUGGCCGGUGGCGAGGGGGAGAACAUGGCGGCGUGGCUGGUGGCGAAGGACACCCUCAAGAUCAUGCCCUUCAAGCUCCCGCCGCUAGGUCCUUAUGACGUUCGGGUCCGGAUGAAGGCGGUUGGCAUCUGUGGCAGCGAUGUGCACUACCUCAAGGAGAUGCGCAUCGCACAUUUCGUGGUGAAGGAGCCGAUGGUGAUCGGUCACGAGUGCGCGGGCGUCAUCGAGGAAGUGGGCGGUGGCGUGAAGCACCUCGCCGUGGGCGACCGCGUGGCGCUGGAGCCCGGCAUCAGCUGCUGGCGCUGCAGGCACUGCAAGGGCGGGCGCUACAACCUCUGCGACGACAUGAAGUUCUUCGCCACCCCGCCGUACCACGGAUCGCUCGCCGACCAGAUCGUGCACCCAGGCGACCUGUGCUUCAAGCUGCCCGACAACGUGAGCCUGGAGGAGGGCGCCAUGUGCGAGCCGCUGAGCGUGGGCGUGCACGCGUGCCGGCGCGCCGACGUCGGCGCGGAGAAGAACGUGCUGAUCAUGGGGGCCGGGCCGAUCGGCCUGGUGACCAUGCUCUCGGCGCGUGCGUUCGGCGCGCCCAGGAUCGUCAUCGCGGACGUGGACGAGCACCGCCUCUCCGUGGCCAAGUCCCUGGGCGCGGACGCCACGGUGAAGGUCUCCACGAGCACGGAUGACCUCGCCGGGGAGAUCGAGCUGAUCCAGGCGGCGAUGGGCGGGGACAUCGACGUGAGCCUGGACUGCGCCGGGUUCAGCAAGACGAUGUCGACGGCGCUGGAGGCGACGCGGCCCGGCGGGCGGGUGUGCCUGGUGGGGAUGGGCCACAACGAGAUGACGGUGCCGCUGACCUCGGCGGCGAUCCGGGAGGUGGACGUGGUGGGGAUAUUCCGGUACAAGGACACCUGGCCGCUGUGCCUCGACUUCCUGCGCAGCGGCAAGAUCGACGUCAAGCCGCUCAUCACGCACAGGUUCGGGUUCUCGCAGGCGGAGGUGGAGGAGGCGUUCGAGGUCAGCGCGCGAGGCCGCGACGCCAUCAAGGUCAUGUUCAACCUCUAGAUCCUCCACGCUGCUGCUGAUGUUGCUGGGCGGCAUGGAAGGUGAACUGGGCAGCGUGCGUGCGUGCGUGUCCGUGCGCGCGCGUUGUGUAUGUCGUGGAACAAGAAAUGCCCCGUGAUGACGCUGUGUGUGUCCCGAGUCCAGACUGCCGCCGCUGUAGGUGUGUGUGUCGACCGAUAUUAUUACCGCCUAUGUUUCAAAAUAAGAUGCAGAUUAAAACGA